UGACGUUACGUUUAUUUUCCAUGGUUACAAUGGCUACCAUCUUAACGGUAAUGAAACAAAGAAAAUAAUGAAGAGAAAGAGUUCGACGGAGACUGUUUCUGGGCCUCAGAACACGAUAUCUGAUAUAAGUCAUUUGAUUAAUGACACCCCAUUCGAUUGGAAAGAUUACAGAAUACCGAAAAGACCACGUAAUUUUAAUAACUGCUAUAAUUAUGAGUUGCCAAAGUAUCCUACAAAGGAUCAAAGAAGAAACACAUAUAAGAGCUCCUCAGAUGAUUUGGAAAUGAACAGGCAAAGUAGAAGGGAUUCAUAUCAGGAACACAAUCCAAAAUACCAAAUGCAUGAAAAAUACACUAACCCCAGAAAUCAACAAAUUAAGAGGGAUCAGCCUUGUCCGAGAGAGGGGAUUCGAUCAGAUGACUUUGCUAUUAGUAGACGAGAUAGAAUAGAAAUACGAAGAAAAAUUUUCGAAGAGAAUUACUGGAAAAGUCAGAUGCAGAAGAGAUAUGGUAAUAAUGGUCAGAAUGGUCAACAGACGUAUCAGAGGAAUUGGCAAGAUCCAAGACUGCAAAGGACAGAGGCGAAUGCAAUGAUAUCUAACACCGCGACGUCAGGCCAGACCCAACAGAACUAUUUCUUUUACGGUCCUCGAGACUUGCAGACCCCUGGCAGAGCUCGCCGCGAACUUUUUGUUCAGGACUGUGCCAAACUAAGGCGGGAAAAGGAGUACGAGGAACGCCUCAGACGAGACUUUGAAAAGGAAAAACAGGGAAGGAUAACUCAGUCAAUCUAGAUCUCGUGUAGCCCUGUUUUGAGGAGAUGAGUUGUGUAUUACGCAAUGCGUACAUAAAAUAUCUUGUCUAAUAAAAAUAAUUAAA
Messenger RNA from Saccostrea cuccullata (small rock oyster), 878 nucleotides. RefSeq lists its product as uncharacterized. Bases 68 to 793 code for a protein of 241 amino acids. The transcript has 3 exons. Lineage: Eukaryota; Metazoa; Mollusca; Bivalvia; Ostreida; Ostreidae. The record is from RefSeq and is a predicted model, not a curated record.